AUGAGCGAUACUGCUAUCAAGACCGCUCUUGCUACCCUCGAUUCUCUCGAAGCCCGCCUACAGAAGGUUCACUGGUAUCUCAGCGGCAGCGAAGAAGUGGAGGAUACCCUUAAGCAAGUAGCAGCGCAAGGGCGGGACGACACAGUUCAGGCUCGACUGGCUCGACUGGAAAACAACCUGGGCAAGCUCUCUUCCAGAUCGCCGGUUGUACGAGAUUUACUCAAGCUUCAUGCUUCGCAUCCUGAUUUCUUCCACCCGACAACCACCGACGUCCCCACGACCCUGUCUACACCGGAAAUACUAGCAAUCGUUAACUCCUGCGCUCCUUCCUACCAGACCACUGCCUCACGUCUCAACGCCAUCAAAGACCUGCCAAUCCCUCCGGCCGCAGCUUCUGCUUCAUUGGUCGCGUUACAACCACGGCUAUCGAAGCUGGAGCUUUUACAAAAUGAACAGGCAAGGGAUAUGGCAGGUUUGAGAAAGAGAAGUGCGAGGGCGAUCCAGAGGUGGUAUGAGCUGGGUGUGCUGGGAGAAAGCGACUGCUGGACCGAGUGGGAGGGGAGAGUUGUGGAGGUGGAGAAGAGGGUUAGGAGGGAAGAGGGCCGGAUGGCGAAAGAGACGGAGGAGGAUGAGGCCUACGGAGAUUGA
Messenger RNA from Letharia columbiana, 648 nucleotides. RefSeq lists its product as uncharacterized. Bases 1 to 648 code for a protein of 215 amino acids. The transcript is spliced from 2 exons. The record is from RefSeq and is a predicted model, not a curated record. NCBI's taxonomy places the organism in Eukaryota, Fungi, Ascomycota, Lecanoromycetes, Lecanorales, Parmeliaceae.